Molecule: messenger RNA, 876 nt
Organism: Cercospora beticola
Lineage: Eukaryota; Fungi; Ascomycota; Dothideomycetes; Mycosphaerellales; Mycosphaerellaceae
Source: RefSeq, a predicted model, not a curated record
AUGGCACCAACCGGAUCUGACUAUCAAGUCGACUGGCUCUGGAUCAGCAAAGCUGACGCUCACGUUGCCAACCACCGCGACUGGUUCACCACUUUCAAACCCAUCAAAUCAUACAUAGGAGACACUUACCGUGGCGAGAACGAAGUCCUUGGUAUCGGCGAUGUCGAAUUGAGCGUCAAAGUCCGCGAGAACCGCACUGGACCAAAGUCCAAGCGCACCCUUGUGCUGAAGGACGUCUUGUACGUGCCAAAGAUGAUCUGCAACAUUAUUGGGCGCCCCAUCCUGGACGAGUACGAUGUCAAUACGGAUUCCGACAAGAAGCGUGGCGAGCUUCGCCACAAGGCUACUGGAGCGGCAGCAGGUAUAUUCGACUGUCCUGGCCUCAGCAUGGACCUCCAGCGCUUGCGUCUCGUCGGACUGAGUGCGACACAGACGAGCUUGGAUCCGAAUCCGUACACGCUCUACUUGAUCAGUGUAGACUGGAACGAUGAGAAGCGAGCCAAGUGGAUGCCGCAGACGAAUUCAGAAGGAUCGAAGAGAUCGGAGGAACCAGAGAAGCCUCGAUCGGGUGUGACUGAAGAACUCAAGGCGUGGUUCGAGGUGUGGUACGGCAAUACAUUCAACAUAUCGUGGGGCUUCAAGUUGGAGAAUGACGAGCAACGUGCUGAGGAACGCGAGACAUCGAAGGCAGAUAGGGAAAUGGAGGAAGAAGAAAAGGACAGUGGCGAGGAGGAGAACCAAACUGGCGAAGAGGAAAACGACUUCUUGGCUGAUCCUGAGGCUGGAUCAGCUUCCCAUGGUGCUCCCUACCAGUUCACCAAGGCGCAACUCGACUGGCUCAAUGAGAACUACGCCAACACUCGCAAUUCCAUGUAG